Molecule: messenger RNA, 876 nt
Organism: Erythranthe guttata (spotted monkey flower)
Lineage: Eukaryota; Viridiplantae; Streptophyta; Magnoliopsida; Lamiales; Phrymaceae
Product: abscisic stress-ripening protein 3
Source: RefSeq, a predicted model, not a curated record
CCUGAGUAAAACUUUAUAGUCAAUUUACAAGUUGUAGGAUUUGACUUUAUAAGAAGCCAAUCAAAGUUGACCAAACACGCCCUAAACACGAUCAAUUGAAUAUGAAAUGAUCAAAGAUUGAUUGUUUCUUAGAUUGAGAUAAUUCAUUGAAACGUGACGGUGACCGGAAUUAUAAUAUAAUAAAACUAAAUUAAAGUAAAAAUGAAAUAAAAAAGAGGGGAUGUCAUUUGCUUAUAAAUAGUGUAAUCCAAAUUCUAUUUACAUAAUACUACCAUAAACAAAAUUUGCUUAUAAUUAAUUAAAUUAAAAAUAAUUAUCGACAUGGCCGAAGAGAAGAAGCACCGCAGUUUCUUCCACCACAAGAAGGAAGGAUGCGAAGAAGAAGAAGAAGAAAAGGUGCACGAUUACGCUAAAGAACAAAAGCAUCACAAGCAUGUGCAGCAAUUGACUACCAUCGGCGCCAUGGCUGCCGGUGCAUAUGCCGUGCAUGAGAAGCACAAGGCGAAGAAGGACCCGGAGAAUGCACACAAGCACAAAGUGAAGGAAGAGAUAGCGGCGGCCGUGGCGGUCGGAGUACCGGGAUUGCGUCCAAGAGCGUCAUGAGAAAAGGAUGCUAGAAGAACAUAAAAAUGAAGGAUGCUAAGAAGAAAAAAUGAAGGAUUUGCUCCUUAAUUAACUAUGUUAAUUUAAUUCUUAAUUAUGUUGCUAAUAAAAAUAUUUAUUGCGAUGCCUAUGUUUCGUGAUAAAGUGUGUUGUUGUUUUUAUUUAUUUUUUUUCCAUGGCUUAUGGUGUUUGUUUAUAUGAUGAUUGUAAGGCUCAUUAAGUGGCCUUAGUGUUACGUGUGACGUUUAAAUAAUAAUAAUUUUAUUUUAUUUA